Molecule: messenger RNA, 1305 nt
Organism: Thamnophis sirtalis
Lineage: Eukaryota; Metazoa; Chordata; Lepidosauria; Squamata; Natricidae
Product: olfactory receptor 11L1-like
Biological process (GO): G protein-coupled receptor signaling pathway
Cellular component (GO): membrane
Molecular function (GO): olfactory receptor activity; G protein-coupled receptor activity
Source: RefSeq, a predicted model, not a curated record
AUGAUCUGCCUAAAGGUAGUUCCUUGGGCACGUCUUCAUGUGGUUCCUCCUGCCGAUGCAGAGGUCAAAGGACAGCAACUCUCCAAGAUGAGUCCGUCUGCUACAGAGGGUGAUCCACUCCCUCAACUAGUGGCGAUCAGCAGCAGUAUAGAAGGGGUGCCAGUUCAAGGAGCUCAAAAGAAUCAUGGUGACUUCAGAUGCCAGCCUCUACGGAUGUGGGGCACAUUGUCAGGGUCAGCUGACACAGAGCAGAUGGAUGCAAAGGGAGGCAGCCCUUCACAAACAUGUUAUAUGUUUACUGAGCGACAGAGGAAUGAAACUUCCAUCACGGAAUUUAUACUCCUAGGAUUUGGGAAUCUUCAUGGUCUACAGAUCAUCCUCUUUAUGAUAUUCUUGGCUAUAUACAUAAUAACUUUAUCUGGUAACAUCCUCAUUUUGCUCGCUGUGUCAACUAAUCGAGGCCUCCACACUCCCAUGUAUUUUUUUCUAGGAAAUUUCUCCUUCCUUGAAAUCUGGUACACAACUUCUAUUAUACCAAAGAUGCUGAGAACACUCUUAACAAUGCAUGAAGCUAUCUCCUUCUCUGCUUGCGUUGCUCAAUUUUAUUUCUUUGGGUCUAUGGCAGUCAUUGAAUGUUACCUUUUGGCAGUGAUGUCAUAUGACCGUUACUUAGCAAUCUGCAAUCCGCUUCGUUAUACAACUAUCAUGAACAUCAAAAUCUGUUUUCAGAUGGCAGCUGGUUCCUGGAUAAGCGGAUUCCUGACUUCUAUAGCCCCCAUUGUACUCACUUUCAGUUUGCCAUUUUGUGCCUCCAAUGAAAUUGAUCAUUUCUUCUGUGAUUUAGCUCCUGUCACAAAGCUUUCCUGUUCUGACACUUAUGUUGCAGAGAUAACAACCUUCAUUUUAGCAUCAAUGGUAACUAUAGGCCCCUUUCUUCUCACAGUAGCUUCUUAUGUCAAUAUUAUUUCUACUAUUCUUAAAAUCCCCUCUGCCCAGGGGAAACAGAAAGCAUUCUCAACAUGUUCUUCUCAUCUCAUUGUAGUGACAUUAUUUUAUGGUACUCUAGGUACCAUUUAUGCAGCCCCUUCAGCCAAACAGUCUCCGGUUCUCAAUAAACUCUUCUCUUUGCUAUACACUGUGAUUACCCCCAUGAUGAACCCCAUGAUUUACAGUCUGAGGAAUAAAGAUGUCAAAGAAGCUCUGAGGAAGCUUAUCUGUAAAAACUCCUAUUGUACCUGUGUCAAUAACACAGUGGAUCAAGAAACAAUGUUUAAGGAAAUACCAAUGGAAGUUGAGAAAAGCUGA